GGGUGUUUGUUUACAAAAUGGCUGCUCUUACGCGCAACCUGUUGCUCGCGAUGUUCAUUCAGUUGUCCCACAACUGUUACCUGAGCAGGAGGACAUUGUUUUGUGUAUUUAGUGCAGUGUAUUAGUGACGUAUUAGUGAUCGAAUAAUGUAGCAAUAACUGAAGUGGUUUUCGUAUAGUGUUUGUGACUCUUAUAAUGCCUCGGUUUAAGACGUUCCUGCAGGCCGUGACUCUUCUGGCAGCAGCUGUCUACGUUACUUUAUUUAUCUACCAAAGAAAUGUCACAGUCGCCACACAGAUAACAAAUAACGAGGUGGAAGUGGGGUGGCAGGAAAGGGCACCUAGGAGCCUGUCCAAGGACUACGUGGAGCCGGGGGCGGCAGCGGGGGCGGUGGAGGCGGGCAGCACGGCGACACCCAAGCCGCCCCUCGCCCGCCCCCAUGACGUAUUCAUCAGCGUCAAGACGACUGGGCACUACCACCGAGCCAGGCUCCCGGUCAUACUCAAGACGUGGUUCCAGCUCGCCAAGGAUCAGAUAUGGUUCUUCACCGAUACUGAUGACCCGGAAUUCCAGCAAAAAACCAAUGGCCACAUGAUCAACACAAACUGUUCUUCUUCUCACAACAGGAAAGCGCUGUGCUGCAAGAUGUCUGUGGAGUUUGAUGUGUUUCUCAACAGUGACAAGAGGUGGUUCUGUCACUUUGAUGACGACAACUAUGUGAACGUUCCCAGACUGGUGAGGCUGCUGGGAGACUUCAGCCACCAGGAGGACUGAUACCUCGACAAACCCAUUAUUCAUGACUGGUACCUCGGCAAACCCAGCAUCCGCGCACCGCUCGAGAUCCUUAACCGAGAAUCCAAGGCGAUAGCGAAGCAAAACAUCUCCUUCUGGUUCGCCACGGGUGGGGCUGGCUUCUGUCUCAGCCGAUCCCUUGCCCUCAAGAUGUUGCCCUUGGCCGGAGACGGCAAGUUUAUGAGCAUUGGGGAGAAGAUCCGUCUGCCCGAUGAUGUUACCAUGGGCUACAUCAUAGAACAUUUGCUGAGAAAACCGCUGACUGUGGUGGAUCAGUUCCAUUCUCACCUGGAGCCAAUGAAGUUCCUGAGGCAGGACACCUUCCACGACCAGAUCACCUUCAGCUACUCGAGGUACAGCAAAGAAGAAGUCAAUGUAGUGAAAAUUGAUGGGUUUCAUCCUCGCAUCGAUCCUACCAGGUUUCUGUCCCUCCACUGCUUCCUGUUUCCGUAUUUCUCGUUUUGCCCGAGAUAGUGACGACACUGAAGUUCUGAAGGUGGAGUACAAGGCAGCUUUAGAUAUGAUAAUCCAAUAUAUUCUGACUCUACUUGUCAUCCAUUACUUGUAACCCAUCUCUGUCAUGUGUGAGAUUAACUUUUUUAGUUCAUUAGUCCUGAUUUCGAAGUAACAGUAGUUAGUUAAGUAACGCCGUUUCAUCCGACCACAAGUGCUCUUUUAUUUGCUGCUAAUUUGGCUGUGACAUUUCUACGUUAUUUGUAUAUUUUUGUAUGGGAACAUUAAAUACCGUUUAGGUUUAAUUAUAUUGUAAGUAGUGUAUUAUAUUAUAUGUAUAGAUCUAUAUUUGUCUAUAUUUAGUACAGUAAACCCCCAUUAGCCCAGAUUGGAACUGAAAAAUUUUCAUAAAAUAAAAAACUGUUAUCAGAUUGUUAAUAGAUUUAGGUUGUUUUGGUCCGAUCUUGAUGUAAAAACUGCUAAAGUUAUCGGGUUAACAUUUUAUAUAAAUAAUCUUUAAGUAAUUUGGAGGUGGACAGAUAAAAAUCUCAUUGAAAUUUACAUUCACACUGAACAGUUUGUAGGAAAAUAUUGGGUGAAUUUGUUUUUUAUAUCUUGUAUUUUCAGGGGAGUCUUGACAAAAAUUUUCCAAUAAGAUAACCGCAACAAAUCAACCUGAGAGUAAAUACUUGGGUGUUAUUUCAAAUCAAGAUUCGAGGGAAAACACGAGUUUUGUUCUGGGUUCUGCGCUCUAAGAUGAAAUAGGAAUGACUAUAACAAGUUUACUAUCCAGUUAAAUGAGGUUUUUCAUUGUCUUGCGAAGGUUCAAAUCCAACUUCGUUUUACUUUAGUUUUGUAUUAAUAACCAAAAUUACAAAUGUGACAGCAGGCUAAUUAAAGUUGUUUUGUACUGUAAGAUGAGUAUUGUAAAAUUAAAACACAAUAUGGUUUAUACUUAUGAUAUAAAACAGGUACUAAACAAGCAUUAGAAAAUAAAUAAUAUUGUGUUUUGAUUCUGCAUUGUAGAAAUAACGGAUAAUGUAGAAUUUUAGAAACAGCUUUUCCGAUAGAGCGUAUUAAUGAGGUUUUACUGUACUUUUAUCAAUAUUGUGUGCAAUAACAAAUGUGUUAAAGUUGUGAAUUGUUUUAAGAUUGUUUAAAGAAAGAGUAUUGCCAUCAAGGCAAAUUUAUUUUUAUUUGAAUAUUUUCUCAAUACAUUAGUUAUUUACAAGUUAAUGUUUUUAAUUUACAAUUGUAUGUAGUACAUUUUAUAUGGAGAUUUUAAUAAAUACAUUUUGUUUCUAUUAGUUUUUAUCAUAUUUCCAAUGUUUUAGGCUAUUAUAGUUUUUUAAUAGUUUUGCAAUAUAUGAUACUUUUGUUAACAGAAUUAAUCUGAUAUUAAUAAUUUAGUGUUUUUAUUCAGAUUUUUGCAACAGAUAAAUAUUUUAAAGCUUACGUAUCCAAUGUGGAAAAUCCUGUUUACGGCUAAAAGGAUAACGGUGAUAUGAGAUAGAUUAAGCAAAUAAUUAAUACUCAUUAUGACUUGUUAAUAAAUUAGUUUUAUAUCGAGUGUGCCUUAUUAUUAUAUGAUAUAUAUUUGUAUAGUUGUACUCUUAAAUAUAUACGUUGUACAGGAUUUUACGAUAUUGUAUAUAUUUAAAAUCUAUUUUGUACCUUUAUUCAAAUGUUGUAUAUUUGUUGUUGAAACUGUUAACAAAAUAAAACUCAGUGAUGAUUUAAA
This is a messenger RNA of Homalodisca vitripennis (glassy-winged sharpshooter), 2986 nucleotides long. RefSeq names its product fringe glycosyltransferase. Gene Ontology annotation, biological process: regulation of Notch signaling pathway. The transcript has 12 exons. The record is from RefSeq and is a predicted model, not a curated record. Gene Ontology annotation, cellular component: membrane. Gene Ontology annotation, molecular function: O-fucosylpeptide 3-beta-N-acetylglucosaminyltransferase activity. Lineage: Eukaryota; Metazoa; Arthropoda; Insecta; Hemiptera; Cicadellidae.